This is a messenger RNA of Myxocyprinus asiaticus (Chinese sucker), 2070 nucleotides long. RefSeq names its product ADP-ribosylation factor-like protein 4D. The transcript is spliced from 2 exons. Gene Ontology annotation, biological process: vesicle-mediated transport; intracellular protein transport. Gene Ontology annotation, molecular function: GTP binding; GTPase activity. Lineage: Eukaryota; Metazoa; Chordata; Actinopteri; Cypriniformes; Catostomidae. Bases 308 to 910 code for a protein of 200 amino acids. The record is from RefSeq and is a predicted model, not a curated record. Gene Ontology annotation, cellular component: cytoplasm.
UCUAGAUGUUGCACGCUCAACUCCACGUUCAUUUCUCUGAUCUUACUGCUGUCGGACGGGAGAGAGACUCUGGAAAAUGAUCAUUGCUUUGAGUCGCUCGGGUAACUGGCCGCCUAUCUUUUUCAAGUGAGAAAUGGAUUAGUUGCCCGUUACGAGAUAAACACCUAUUAGGUUCAGCACGGUGUCUCCAACCUUACAGCACCUCUGUCUGCCUGCUGUACCUUUGAAGUAGGUGCAAAUGCCAAACACUUAAAACGACAUAGACAAAUCUACUGCUCUUAUAAGAAGGUGAGAAAACCAAGUUGCCAUGGGAAACCAGUUGACAGAGAUUGCCCCCAACACACCGUUCCUGCCUAACUUCCAGUCUGUGCAUGUUGUGGUCAUCGGUCUGGACUCUGCUGGCAAAACCUCACUUCUCUAUAGACUGAAGCUUAAGGAAUUUGUGGAAACCAUCCCAACCAAGGGAUUUAACACGGAGAAGAUAAAGGUUCCGGUUGGAAACGGCCGUGCCAUGACCUUCCAGGUGUGGGACGUGGGUGGUCAGGAGAAACUCCGGCCACUGUGGAAGUCCUACACGCGGCGCACAGAUGGCAUGGUCUUUGUGGUAGACUCCACAGAGGUAGAGCGCAUGGAGGAGGCUAAGGUGGAAUUGCACAAGAUCACACGCACAUCAGAGAACCAAGGAGUGCCGGUGCUGGUGUUGGCUAACAAACAGGACCUUCCAGUCGCGCUGGCAGUUUCUGAUGUGGAGAAGGUUUUGGCUGUACACGAACUGAGUGCCUCCACCCUACACCAUGUGCAAGGAUGCAGUGCUGUCGAUGGGCAGGGGUUACAUCUUGGUUUGGAAAAACUGUAUGAGAUGAUCCUCAAAAGAAAGAAAAUUGUGAGGCACAGCAAGAAAAAAAGAUGAGCAGUACGGGACAGUAUUAAGACAUGGUUAUUGUGAAGCUCCUCAGUGGACCCUGUAUUAUCGUAGGAUUUUGCAGUGAAUCCCUGAAUGAAGGCAAUGCUCCAGGUUGCCCAGUGGUCAGGAGAAAAGAGAUUUGACCUUUAUGUGUCACACAGUAUUGAACUGCUUCCCUCCAUGCCUAGUAUUUGCUGUGCAGCUCCCCUUUGUAAUCAAGGAAUAUGUGAUAGCAUUUAUAGGCUGUAGUAUCAACAGAAUUGUCCUUGCCUUUUUUCUUUGUGUCUUCAAGCAAGAAAGAAACUGAAUCAUAUAGCUUGGCAACUUAUUGAUUUUCUUUCAGAGGAACCUCACAAAGUCACCAUUUUCUUACAUAUGCUAGGUUGAUUGCCAGUGCCGAUAUAAUAAAGGGCCACUUAAAUGUUCACGCUAUGGUAGCUGUGGAACUGAAGUCUUACGCCAAUCACUAAGAUUCACUAUUCACACUUAUGUGAUCUAAGUUUUAGUUGGAACUCUUGUUUGUUUUUACAUGCUGUAAAUCUUUUUGGUAAUGCUGCAGAAUUAAUAAAUUAUAGAUGGCUUUGGUAUGUUUUAUUCCUGAGGCAGAAGUCUUUGCUUGCAUGUACUAGAGGUUACCUGAUCCUGCUCCUUACGUGCUGUUAGCUAUAAGACCAAUAAAAGCCUUAGGUAAUCAGUUUUAUUAAAAGAAUCUGAGCUAUUCCCUGUGAUGACAUCGAAACAAGCCCCUAUUAGACUAUUUAUAGAACAGGCACUUAUGAUGAUGUCAUGGUGUUCAGGGAGAGCAUCCCACAGGAAAUGCAUUGAUGCUGAAAAAACAUUGUUUGAUGUAACCUUGGUGUUGUAAUUCAUUCUGAAACUGAGCUCAGAAAUGGGUGCAAGCACAACAAGCAACAUUAUUAUAUCACAUUUGCUGACACAAUAUACAAGAUACCAAUUUAUUAAACAGCCAAGUCAUUAACUAAAGAGAUCAUAUAGAUACACAGAUAUACAAAAUGGAGAGUGGCUGAUGGUUUUUUUUCACUGAGCAAAUUGUACUGCAGUGACAUCUUUAAUGUCUUUAGUUUAAAUCUAGUCUUCAGAUGGGGUCUGCAAACUUUUUUGAAGAGAGCAAAUGGCUCAAGAUGUUUCAACCCCCACCAGUGCAC